AUGAAUAUAGCGACAGGAAGACAGGUACUGCGGCGCGCACCGCGACUAUUUGUGCAGCUGCGGGCCGUGUCGACGUUGAGCAAUAACCCUCACAUAUAUGUUUUUAAGGAUCCUCAAAACCCUUCCUCCCAUAUCCUGUCUCUCCUCCCCACGGAUCCCCCUACGCUUUCCCUCGCCAUUGGUACCUCGUCACAAGUCCCGCCCACGCCUCGAUCCUUUACCGAAAACCCCAGAUUCCUCCCUAUACUGCACGCGGUCAUCGGCGAGAACGCCUCCUCCGACCCCGAGGUCCAGUCGCAAGCCGCGGUGAUGAUAUCUUCAUCCGGCUCCUCGCUAUUCCAGACCGCGCGCCGCCAGCAGACCGGCUCUUCCGGGGCCAGCGACCAGGGCGGCCACGGCAGCGCGGGCCGGGGAGGCUGGGUGCACGUCUCGGACCAGCGACGCAUCCCGGACUUUGGACGCAUUGCGGAGCCGGAGGAUAUUUUCGGCAGCGUCGAAGUCGAUGGGCGCGGGGACUUUGUCGACGGCCACGGAGGGUAUCAGCCCAGUGGGACGUACCGCAUAUGCACGAACGAUGGGAUCCUGGGCUUGACGGACUUCAUGAGGCAGAAGUUGGUCGAGAGGCUACAGGUGCAGGAGGCGGCGGAGAGAAACAAGCAGUGA
Molecule: messenger RNA, 663 nt
Organism: Cladophialophora immunda
Lineage: Eukaryota; Fungi; Ascomycota; Eurotiomycetes; Chaetothyriales; Herpotrichiellaceae
Exons: 2
Coding region: 1-663 (220 amino acids)
Source: RefSeq, a predicted model, not a curated record